CUUCCUCACAUCUUCCAUCCACAAUCUCUCUCUCUCUCUCUCUCUCACAGGCCAUGAAGCAAAUAUCUCAUCCGGCGAUUCUUACUGUUUUCCUCCUCUUUUCCCUCCACUCAGUAGCAUCUGCUCGCCUCUUGCCACCCCAUCAAGUGGUUGAGCAGGUGAAGAUUAAUAUUGGGAUCACUCAUGCAGAUUCAUCCAUCAAUACACAAGAAGAUGACUUGUUUACUCUAAUGGGACGGGAGGAAUGCAAUGAAAAAGAUGAAGAUUGCAUGAGGAGAAGAAUGGUUGCAGAGGCUCACUUGGAUUACAUAUACACCCAACACCACAAGCCCAAGGAAUCCCCUUAAUUAGGAAGGAAGAUGAAAGUUAAAUCAUCCUUAAUUUCCAUAUAUAGCCUUAAAACAGACUUGAUGAAUAUGCAGAUUGCAGAGACAUAUAUAAUUAAGUUAAAAGUUUCUGUAUGGAAGCACGUCACAUGUAACUAAUAUAAAAACAACUAUACUUUGAUAUAAUAUAUAUAUAUAUGGCCAGUGCUGGUACCACUUUUUUGCUUGUGUAAUCUAUUGUCGAAAUCCGCUGUUAGAUGAAAGUACAUGGCCAAUGGUAUUUAUACAGUUGAAGAACAAAAGUUCAUACAAAGUGAUGUUCCGAUGGUAUUUUGUAAUUAUAAAUUAUGGGAUUAUCCUCUCGU
Molecule: messenger RNA, 691 nt
Organism: Diospyros lotus (date-plum)
Lineage: Eukaryota; Viridiplantae; Streptophyta; Magnoliopsida; Ericales; Ebenaceae
Product: phytosulfokines 2-like
Exons: 3
Coding region: 54-347 (97 amino acids)
Biological process (GO): cell population proliferation
Cellular component (GO): extracellular region
Molecular function (GO): growth factor activity
Source: RefSeq, a predicted model, not a curated record